Messenger RNA from Heterotrigona itama, 403 nucleotides. NCBI's taxonomy places the organism in Eukaryota, Metazoa, Arthropoda, Insecta, Hymenoptera, Apidae. The record is from the annotation of a GenBank genome assembly.
AUGGACAUCAGCUCAGGCGAAGAGUCAAGCCCAAUAGUGCAUAAAUGGUUUCAAGAUCAACCACAAAACUUCUUUCGAGGAAGCCAGGCAUUAAUGCAACGCGAAUAAGAUAGCAGGAGGACCACCGGCAACCACUGCACCACCGCCACCAACGUUGAUUAACAAAAUCAAAUACCAACCCGGAGGCCCUGUGAUUAAGAAAGACAAACGGCAAAGUAGCUCAAGAUUUAACAUAUCGAAAAAUCGCGAACUUCAGAAGUUGCCGCUUCUAUCCGGUAAGUUUCUGAAAUAAAUAUUGUUUUAAAAGAUACAGCCUUAAGUAAGAAAGUUUCUAGCUACUUAUAGAAAGCUACUAUUCAACUUGGUGUAAUAAUAAAAGUAAUUUCUUCUAGAUAAAUCGUAA